CAGCCUAAAAGCGAUCAGGGGUUGUGCAAACUGGAAGGGAGGGAAGAAACCACCAGAGCCCAAAUGGGUGUGAAUCAACCACUGGGUGUUAUUCAUAGAAACUGCAUGGAGAGCACUUGCAAUAGUUGAUGUUUUUCAUUCAGUGGCACAUGAAAAUAAAGGGAAUGUCUCUGAGAUUUAGGCUAGACUGAAAAUGCCUUUUUACUGCUCACUAGGACCAGAAAUAUAUGUCAAGAAAAGUGUAAUCGCAUCACGUGAAUGAACAGCGAUGAAAGCAGAACCUUCUUUUUACAGGUGAGAAAACAAUUUGUCAGUUCCUGUCAGUUGUAGUCUCAGUCAUGUGUUCCUGUUUGCUGGUUUUGUUAAUUGAUUUCACCCACCAACUUUCCGGUGACCUGAUUUGCUGAUGAGGCACAACACAGCGUGAACCAGUGGUAACAAAUGUGCAGAAACUGCGAUGUGUGUGCUGGAACAGGAAAUGAAUGCAGACAGAGGAGGCAGGCAAGCUGAAACUGGCACAAAGCUCUAGCGUGUAUGUACACCCGCCCACAUACACACACACGGACACACACUGGCCCUGAACAACAACUGUCAGAGCUGGAACUUUGAGCUAUAGGUGGAACGACUGAAGCCUGUCUAAGACAUUAGGCAGACCGAGGAAGGAAAAGAGUUUUAAAGAAAAGAGAAGACCGACAGGAGACGGUUCUUACAAAUGUAACUUGAAGAAGAAGAAAAGAGAGAAACAAAGAUAUGGAGAAGAAGGUGCGCCGAUCCCGCCUCAGCAGGAAGGCCUUUCCUGAGCUAUGAUUCCAGCUUGAUUCCCUCAAGAGGUGAAUAGGGUAACAUGACGUCCUUAAACAGUCUGGGCCUGGUGCUGGUGGAGUUUGAAUAUGAAUACGAGGGCCGGGAUGGUCACAUGGUGUCCAUUAAACCCAACGAGCGCUACAUCCUCCUGGCCAAAACAAACGAUCACUGGUGGCAAGUUUGCAAAGAUGAACGAGCCAAGCCAUUUUAUAUCCCUGCUAAAUAUGUCAAGGAGCUUCCAGCCAACAUCCCUUCACCUCUAGACUUCAGAGAGCCUCCAGGCCCCGAUGUGAAGCCUGUGGUGACCGACCUCAUAGAGGCCCGCAAACCUGAUGAGUUAACAAUUAAACUUCGCUCCAAAGGGAAUUACAACAAGACAGAAAACCGCAUGUCUACAUUUGGAGUUCCUUUGGAUUUACACGAGCCCCCUUCUUACAAACAUGGCGGUCCUUCGGACUCCCUCAUUUCCCUGAACACGGCCUCUGCCUCAGACUCAUCGCAUCAGAAGAAGAGGAUGAGUCAAGCAGCCAAUCUGCUGUUCGGCUCUCACGCUGAAACGGUGCCUGAUAAGUUUCGAGUGCCCAGCUUCAGCCCAGCUGACCCACUCCAUAAACCUAUCCCUGUGAAACCUGUGGAGCUCCCCAUCAUCAAGAACCUAAACGAGACCAAACCCCACAGGAAGUCCCCCGAGCCGGAAACCCCAAUAACGCCAGAGAGUGAAAGCUCUAGCUCAGACCCACUGCCAUCACCAGACUCGGAGAAUAUUUAUGAAUCCAUAUCGGAUCUGAAUCUGGACCUGUCGACACUGACGGACCAAGCACCUGCUGGACUGCCAAACCCUCAGACCAACACAUCAUGUUCUGCUCCACCCAUAAAGACAGAGAAUGACCCAGCCACAGCUGUGUAUGCCAACGUUACUGACCUGAAGAAGAGCGUUCCUCGCCCCUCAAACUCUUCUUCAACUUGCUCGUCGCCCGGCAUCACCCUCACUCCUGCUCCGGACUCCGCCUCCCCUCCCAACUCGGCCGGAUGGCAGGUCCACACUGACAACAGCAGCGGUAAGGAGUACUACUACCACCCUGGCACAGGACAGAGCAGUUGGUCCGAUCCCCGUAGCCCCCCAGCAGGAGCAGGUAUGGAGUCUGUGACCUCCCCCAUACCUGCGUCCACCCUGUCCUCAGCACACUCACUGGGCUCUGACUGGGAGCAGCUUUUGGACGAGACCACUGGGAGACAUUAUUAUUAUAAUCAUGCUUUGAAGCAGUCCUCUUGGACUGCCCCAGAGCCAUCGCCACCUCCACCUCCCUCCUCUCCAGAUAAGACACAAAGUCAGGGCAAGGAGCCAAACGGACCGCCACCUCUUCCAGAGGAGGACUACCCAGCGAAUCAGCGUGAGGAUUCCCAUAUUUCUCUUCAGCUCCCUAAGGAUUUUCAAUUGCCCCAAAUCAAGCGCGCCAUCAUCCCUAGGGCUGCUGUGGACAUGCAUAAAGACGUUCCUGUGGGCUGGGCUCACUCUGUAGGGGCCGAUGGAAAAUCUGUCUACACAAAUGAACACACACAUGAACAGUGGAUCCAGUCUAAGGAUGACAAGGGGAAGAUGUAUUUCUACUUAAAAGAUGGGUCAAAAUGUCAGUGGAGCCUUCCAGAGGCUUCAGUCCCACCUGUUCAGCCGGUCAAUGGAAAUGGAACGGACCAAGAGGCUCAGCCUGUCUUGAAACCGUCCCAGUUCAGCGUGUCUCAGGAAGACCUGAAGUUUUUCCCCUCACACAGGCGGAUCGCCUCUGACAAUGCCUGUGAUGCAUUCAGUUCAGGGAAUUCACCAGAAUCACAGCAUUACGAUAAAAAGUUCAGGCGGCGGAGGAACCUGUCCAGUCACAGCACAGAUUCACAUUCUCAUCAUCAGUCAUCAAUGGAGAAGGCUGGGAUUCUCAACAAGACCAAAGUGGCUGAGAAUGGAAAAAGGCUGAGGAAGAACUGGGCACAGUCGUGGACUGUCCUCCAUGAUGGCAUACUCACUUUCCACAAAGACCCGAAAUUUACACCUGCUGGGAUGUCUACCAAGAGCACUCAGAUCGUCCCGGAGUACACAGUGGAACUGAAGGGAGCGACUUUAUCAUGGGCGUCUAAAGAGAAGUCAAGCAAGAAGAAUGUUCUAGAGCUCAAGACACGUCACGGCUCCGAGUAUCUGAUACAGUACGACACAGACAGCAUCAUACACGACUGGCACAAGAUCAUUCUAGACACCAUCAAACUGCUGCAGGACCAUGGCCACUACUCGGAGGAUGAAGCAGAAGAUAUUCCGGAAAAAUCUCCAUUGCCUGCCGAUAAAGAGAGGAAGAGUGAAUCAACUAGACUGAGUUCUUCUAGUAGCAUAGACCUUGAACAGGGCCGUGUUCGCACCAAGCUGCGCAAGUUCCUCCAGCGGCGGCCCACCCUGCAGUCAGUCAAAGAGAAGGGCUACAUUAAAGAUAAUGUGUUUGGCUGCCACAUAGACACCCUCUGUCAUCGGGAAAACACAAACGUGCCCAAGUUUAUGGAAAAGUGCAUCAGAACUGUUGAGAAAAGGGGGCUGAAAGUAGAUGGAAUCUACAGAGUGAGCGGGAACCUGGCCGUCAUCCAGAAGCUGCGAUAUAAAGCUGAUCAUGAAGAGACUCUGGAUCUGGAGGAUGGGCAGUGGGAAGAGAUCCACGUGAUCACCGGAGCUUUGAAGCUCUUCCUGCGGGAACUUCCUGAGCCUCUUUUCCCCUUCAGCUUUUUUGAAAGGUUCAUCGCUGCCAUUCAAAUGAGUGACUACAGCCAGAAAGUGUCAUAUAUUCGAGAUCUAGUGAGAAACCUGCCUUUGCCCAACCAUGACACCAUGGAGGUUCUCUUCAGACAUCUUCGCAAAGUGAUUGAACAUGGUGAGCUGAACCGCAUGUCUGUCCAAAGUAUGGCCAUCGUGUUCGGUCCAACGCUGCUGAGACCACAGGAGGAGUCCAACAUCACCAUGCACAUGGUCUUCCAGAACCAGAUCGUGGAGCUCAUCCUCAACGAGUUCAGUGAGCUCUUCCAAAGCAAAUGAAAUCACCCAAUGGAAAGGACCCACGGUCCCAAAUGAACAAGGUUACUGACUGUUUUCUGUCGACUGUUUGGAUGUUGACCGUCCCAGUCAAUCAAAGACAAGAUGUCUCAACAAAUAAGUGCAUUGUGAAACAUGAAGAGGAUUUGCUCCUCGAAACCGCCUUUCUCGUUGCAACCUGUGUUUUUGUUAAUACUGAAAUCAAGAGAGAUGAUCAAACAGAUCUUAUAAAGAAAGAAAAUGUGUAGUUUGUCGGAAUGUUUUGUUCGAGACGAGACAGUUGUGUAGUCAUUAAUUGCAACAAUUGCUUUAAAGGUAUUAAACAUACAGCACACAGACUUGUACGUGUUACUGAAUAAUAUACUGUAUAUUAUUGCUACUCACCAAAAACAACAUUUUUCAUUAAGCCAAACAGCUUUUUCCUUCGGGUUUUCUGGCCAAAUGUUGUAUGAACAAGUAAAGAUACUCGACAAAGGUAUGGAUAUUUGGUUGAUUUGUAAUGUUAUGUUUCUCUGAACAAAGAUUUGAUGGUUACAUCUGGACUUGAUGUGUUCUUGAUCACCUAUAUGGUGCACUACUGGUUAAACCUUAUUGUGCAUGAGACUCGGAAAAAGGGGUUUAAUUAAUCAAUCAACAGUAUGACUAACAUUUUGUACCGUCUUUAGUCUCUAAGAUGAAAUAUUAUUCUAAAAUGCUGACAGGACAUUGCACAGAAGUAUGAAAGUGGAUGUGCAUUACGUUUUAAGAACAAACUCUGUGGAUGUAGACUAGACUGUACAUAUUUUAAAUUGGUUGUUUAUAUAAAAAAUAUGGUAAAGAAAUAAUUGGCAAUUUCAUUUUUAUUACAGAGAUAAAUAUUCUGUAAAUAAAACAAAUACUUUAGACCAUAUUUAACGUUAUGCAAAUAUGUGCAUAGUUUUUACACUGGUAGUUUCAGAAAUGUAGGAAAUGGAUAUAAAAAAAUAAAUAAAUGUUUUUAGUAUUAUAAGAGUGCAUUUAUAUAGUCAUUAUGUCAGAUAAUAAAGUGUGGACAUCAAUUUAAAACAAAGAAAAGAUAUUUAGACUGGACUAUAGAUCAAUGCAAUGUGUGAAAUUAUAAAUAAAUAUGUUGCCUUCAUUUUCACAA
Carassius gibelio (silver crucian carp) is the source of this 4988-nucleotide messenger RNA. RefSeq names its product rho GTPase-activating protein 15. Bases 845 to 3865 code for a protein of 1006 amino acids. Gene Ontology annotation, molecular function: protein binding. Gene Ontology annotation, cellular component: cytoplasm. The transcript has 20 exons. NCBI's taxonomy places the organism in Eukaryota, Metazoa, Chordata, Actinopteri, Cypriniformes, Cyprinidae. Gene Ontology annotation, biological process: regulation of GTPase activity; signal transduction. The record is from RefSeq and is a predicted model, not a curated record.